Molecule: messenger RNA, 3128 nt
Organism: Culicoides brevitarsis
Lineage: Eukaryota; Metazoa; Arthropoda; Insecta; Diptera; Ceratopogonidae
Gene: crm
Product: protein cramped
Exons: 4
Coding region: 127-3057 (976 amino acids)
Biological process (GO): pattern specification process
Cellular component (GO): nucleus
Molecular function (GO): chromatin binding
Source: RefSeq, a predicted model, not a curated record
GUUUUGUAAACAAAUUUUAUUAUUAUUGUGCUAAAAUGGGACUAAAAUUAGGAAAAGUUAAAUAACUAAAGAGUUUAAAUCACAAGUGACUAAGGAAAAAUAAAAUCUCGUGAAUUGAAUUGAAAUAUGCCUGAAGAAACCACAAAAGAUAAGGGUGAUAAAUUAGAAGUUCUUAAUAAUAUUAAGACUCGUUCUUCAGAUUUAACAAUCAAAAGCGAUGAAACAGCAUCCGAUAAAUCAAAUACAACCAUCGCCAAGGAAAAGGAUACAAAAGUAUGUUGUAGUAACAAUAACAACAAUAAUGCAUUGAAGAUAAAGGGAAUUGAUAAAUCAUCAGAGCCACUACUUGGAUCAACUUUUCUACCCAAUAGUACCGCGGAAAAUGGACAUACAUUACGAGCAAGUGCUCGGGUUAUCCAUAAGCUGCGAAUGGAUUCCGCAACUCCAAACAGUCCACCUGUGUCGGUCCUUGACAACAAAAAAGAAGAUGAAUCAUCUGGGAAAAAGAAGGAAGAACAUAGAGUAAACCCUAAGACGCCAAGUCAGCCAAAAACUGCUUUUCGCAUGACCUGGAAUAAUGAAGAGAAAGAUAUGUUUUUUGAUGCGUUGAACGAGUAUGGAAGAGACUUUGAGGCUAUCUCAACAUAUAUUAACAACAAACAGAAGCGAAAGAAUCCGACUGAUCCUUUUUAUAAAACUAAAGAUCAGGUGCGAGUAUUGUAUUAUCAGUUUUAUCAAAAAGUCUCCAAAUAUUUGAAGUUUUCUGACGAGGUUAAAAAGGUACCCCAAGAGUUGUAUGCACUGAUCAAUUAUGGGGAAAUGCGUAAAAAACUAAUUUUUAUAAAUGAAAAGAGCUUUCUUAAAUUAAGAGAAUUGGUUUACAAGGGAUCAGUCACGAUUCGAACUAAAGGAAAGAAUAUAAAAAUUAAGACGCCAUCAUGCCGUGCCUUGCGUAAAUUGAACCAACUAGAGGAAUGGCAAGAAGAAAUUAAACUUCCUCACCGUAUCGACGUUAUUCUACGACCAGCUAAUGUGGAUGCAUGGGGAAAAGUCCAAAGUUUGGCACACAAUCCGAGAAUUAGAACGCAAGUUCCUCUUCAACGCAGAGUAUCGUCAUUAUUGCAAACCUUACAACAUCGUUGGAGAUCUCAAGACUUACGCUUACAGGAAAAAAUUAUGUCGUUAGAGAAAAGUACCACAGCACUUCCGUCAAAAAGUAAAUCAGUGAAAGCACAAACAUUUGAGAGCGAAUUCAAAAAGCAAGCUUGUGAACCUCUUCUGUGUUUCGCGCCGCCCCCCGAACAACCAAUUCAUAGACCUGUCGUACAUUUGUCUGAGUUCCUGAGCAGUGAUAGCAUUUGCUUGAAUUCAUAUGAGCAACGCAUUGGCGUCAGCAUAAAAGGAGAAUCUCUUUGUUCAAAUGCCGGAAAACGAGUGCGACAAGACAGUGGCAGUGGAGAUAAGGUUCCCGUGACGCAACAAAUUUCUAACAAAAGUCCUGAACAAAAACGACAGAAAUUGGAGAUUGAUGUCAAGCCAUUGAUAGAAAAUGUCAACAAUGAUACGAACGAAGAACAAGAUGAAAAGCCAUCAAUCGUUUCCAGCAGCAAUGACCUACUUCUGUCACCAAACUCAUCAUCACGAGAUUCUAACGAACAAAACACAGUGCUUCCAAUAAUUGACUCGAAUCUAGACCUGAUGGACUUCCGAAGCAAUGAUUCAACAGAUUAUAAUCACCCAAAAUUAUAUGCAUGGAAUGACUUAAUCGAACAAGCUACUUUGAGUGAGAGCGAAAUGAAAACAGACGACUCGAAUGACGGACGUAUGCAUAACUCUGUUAAAAAAGAUAUUAAAAUAGAUGUUAAUAUGGAAACAGCAUGUGAUAAUGGUCAAACUGAAAAGAAAUUUGAAAUUGUUAAAGUUAAAAAAGUAAAAAAUAGAAAAAAAGAUGUGAGAAAAGAGGCGACUCAUUUUCGUCCUUUGAUAAGUCAAAAGGUUUUACAAGAAAUUAGAGAUGGUUGGACGACAAAAAAUGCAGGAGAUCUUACUUUUGGAGAUUUAUACGUAAUGUUUGGAGAGUCUUCUAAGCUUUAUCUCGAAUAUUCGUGGGUACAAGUAAAGGAGAUUGAAAUUGAUUCAGCCGCAUCUAAUGACCUUAAGUCAGAAGUUCAAACUGAGAUAAAACACAAAGUUGCCAAUAAUGAAUGUAUCAGUGUCAAAUUGAGACAACUUUUGAUGGUGGCUCAGUUGCAAGACAAAACAAAACGUCGCGGUACAUGUGUGUGUGGUCAUGUAUGUGAUCAUCGAAAAUUGAAUAAGACUAAUAAUGAUUUAGUACUGUCACCACAAAACAACGAGAGCUUAUUUAAGCACCCAAAUGUUCCAAAUCGACGUACGCAGAUGUUCAAUACCAUAUCCGAUGGCAAUCGAAUGCGCUUAUCAAAGCUCUAUCGACCACGGAUGCGACCUAUGUUCACCGGCAAACAGGUCAUAGUUCAGAGACUCUUACCAGUGCAACCAGGAGCUAAUCACAGUUACGGCGUUGUCACAAAUAGCGAAAGCUCUCCAAUUGCGUCUACAAGUAAACAAAAUAGUAGUGCAAUCGCUCCUGAAGAAACCCCUAAUAAUGCAUGCACAGUUACAAUACAAACGAUAGAUGGAGAAAUCAGUCAACUGCUGACGGCUAAAAUGAAUCAAUUGAGUGAAACUAAAACUCCGGCUGAACUUUGUAAUACAGAUAGUUUCAAAAGUUUAAUGGAACUGUCGCUGUCCGAUGUCACGAAUGUUGCUGGAGCGAAAGAUUUAUCGGACGACGAUCAAGAAUAUGUGUACCCAAGUACGCCUCUUAUGAGCCCAAUGCGAAUCUUACAUGAAUCACCGAUCGACGGAUAUAACGUGGAAGACGUUUCGCUGAGCAGCAUAUUGGGUCAUUUGGAGAAUGCUUGUAAUCCUGAACCAGAAACCGAGCAGUCUGACAAUGUUUCACUUAUUACGGAACCAAGCAUAGAUUACAUUGCGCGCUUCGAAGAUAUGACAGCCGAAUUGCAAAAUAACUGACUUUCUUAUAAAUGUUUUUAUGUGUGUGACUUUACAAAUUUAAAAAAAAACUAAAACUAAAAAGUAAUUAA